AUGAAGCUGACGAAUUGUCUGUACCGACAAAAUUAUAGAUGGCUCUUCAAAACUAUGUGGAAGUUCCAAAAAUCCAAAAUGAAUGACGGCUUCCUGAACAAACCUCUCUAUCUUGAUAAAGCGGCUAGUGACCGCUUUAUAAGUUGUGUCAUAUUUCAUUUGCAAGGUAUACCCAUAGUAAAAGGUUCCGAAUUGUGGAAGGAACAUCUCCCAGUUUUCCCAAAAUGGCAGCCGUCUGUAGCAGACGACAUUCAGUUUAAACCGUUGCCCACCAUUAAAGAUCAUCCAGAUUAUCAUGAAACCCCUGCUCAUGAAUUUAAUACUGAUUGCCAAUUAGUUGAAGGUGAAAAACAGGCACUAAUAUUAACAAAAUCACAGCCUCUUUAUCAACUACCUCAGUCAGUUCAAAGGUUAAUAGGGCUUGUAGAUGUACCAGAUCAGGAUGAAUUAAUGCAGCGAGUGAUAAUGCAAGCAAAUAGGUUGGAACCAACAAAAGAUAAACUGCCCAGAAGACAUAACCCUGACUUGCCUAUUUGGAAAUUUAAAGCUGAAUAUGGUAUACCUGAUUAUAAGAUUGCGGUUCUUACAGUGCAAAACAUGUUGAAGAUUUGUAUGUCUCUGGUUGGUUGUCAUCCUGAUCUGCUUACAUCUCGAAGGAUGUUUUCUGAUAUCGAGCUUUCCACAUUUUACCAUUAUAACAGUAAAUAUGGUGAUACCGAUAUAUUCAUAAAAGGUAACACAGAUGCGAUGAUAUAUGCAUCUAAAAGAUUGGAUCCCUUUGUUGGUCCAGAUGUUAUUGAUCAAUCUAUUUCCUUCAAUCUUCCUUCAAUUUAUCCACUAAGUCCUACCAUUGAUUUGAAGAAUCAGCAUGUUUGGAAAUAUGAAAAUUUGUUGGGUUAUAAAGGUUUGGGUCCAUUCAGGCAUCCUCAUCCUCAUCUAAUGUUUCUAUGUUAUGAUGAUCUUUGGUCCUCCAGUCAGCAUAAUGCUAAGGGUCUUAUGUUUUCAUUUGGUUAUGCCUGCGCUCUUGCUAAGAAUAUCUAUGGAGAUGACAUCAAACAACUUCCACAGCCCAUAUCAACGCAAUGUGUAGUGACCAACGGUCGAUCAUUCAAUUUUGUAUGUUUCCAACUUAACACACUGGACUUUGAGGAGUCACCCGUGAAAAAUUUAGUCUGGUUCGAUUCAGAUAACAUGCUCUUUGAUAAGAUUAUACCGAAAAGAGCCAUGUUGAGGCAUACAAAGUAUGAAAAUUAUUCACCAGAAGUUCUCAAAAAGGUGAUUGCCAUGUUUAUAAAUGGGGCUGACAUAAAAAUAGAUAUGACGGCUAAGAGCGCUGAUGUGAACCGAACUGUCUCAGCGGCUUAG
Molecule: messenger RNA, 1365 nt
Organism: Helobdella robusta
Lineage: Eukaryota; Metazoa; Annelida; Clitellata; Rhynchobdellida; Glossiphoniidae
Exons: 7
Coding region: 1-1365 (454 amino acids)
Biological process (GO): translation
Cellular component (GO): ribosome; mitochondrion
Molecular function (GO): structural constituent of ribosome
Source: RefSeq, a predicted model, not a curated record